AUGAGAGGUACCACUAAGACAGCUGCUUCUGGACUCUACCGGACUCAGCGGAUGUUUCUCUCGACAAUGGAGACUUCCGUUGGCCGCAAAGUCAACGAGUUUCUUUUGUUUCACAAUACGCCAAAGAAGCUCAAGUCCUUGGUGUACAGGGCCAAGAAUGCUACCAAUUUACUGGCUCAGAAUUUGAUCACCUCGGAAGGAGAGCCCAUUGUUCCCAGAAGCCCGGUACAACCUAUUUCCGAAAACGAUAUCAUCCAGUGGAUAAGAGAGUCUGAGGACUACGACGACCUUUUGAAGGUGAAGAGCAAACUCCCAUUGUUUCCAACCACGGGUACGACCUCCAGAUUGACCCCAAAUGCCACAAAUGAGUUUUUAUUCCGGUCUGUGGAGCUUCAGAGGUUGCCUCAUGGAUUGGCAACUUUCUACAGUCUCAGUGGUUUCAAGGGUAAGGUGGGACCCAGGUCGCUACAUGCCAUAUAUCUUCUGGAGUACAUCAAGCUGUUGAAAACAGGAAAUCCAAGUUGUUAUGAGAGACUUGAGAGUAAGCUCCAGGGACCCCUCAAACAUACUGGAGAGCAGGUAAUCUCCCACAAAAACGGUCUUUUUCACACAGCCAUUGCUACGUGCAAGCUGAGAUAUCUUGCGAACGACGAAUACAAGGACCAGGAAUUGCUGAAAGAAGUGCUUAAAGAAGUGGAAAAUGUGAAAGCUCCCCAUUCCGUCAAAGAUGUCCUGGAAUCUGGUGAUUUGAAGGCAAUCGAACACACACUGAAGGCGAACCAGGUGCUCCACGGAGUGUUCACCGCUUUGGUAGAAUCAAUUGAAGCGGCUCCAUUGGCUGCAAACAUUCCUGCUGCUACUAUUGAGGAAAUAAAGGCUUAUCUUGCGGAUGUAAAGCUUUUGGCUGAGAAGUCCGGAGAGCAGCUUCUCAUAGAAAGACUCAAGGAGAACGCCCAGUUCAAGAAAAUCGAGGCUGACGCCGAGGCUGAAAUCCCCGAAGAAGCAUCAGAGACUGACACUGCAGAAUCCAAGUGA
Kuraishia capsulata CBS 1993 is the source of this 1035-nucleotide messenger RNA. RefSeq lists its product as uncharacterized. The record is from RefSeq and is a predicted model, not a curated record. Bases 1 to 1035 code for a protein of 344 amino acids. NCBI's taxonomy places the organism in Eukaryota, Fungi, Ascomycota, Pichiomycetes, Pichiales, Pichiaceae. The transcript has a single exon.